This is a messenger RNA of Caenorhabditis auriculariae, 542 nucleotides long. NCBI's taxonomy places the organism in Eukaryota, Metazoa, Nematoda, Chromadorea, Rhabditida, Rhabditidae. The record is from the annotation of a GenBank genome assembly.
AUGAACUUUCGUGUAGCGAACUUCUAUAAGACAUCGGUUAGUUUUUUUUUACAUCUUUUGAUUCAAAGAAUUUUCAGUUUGUUCUCUUGAGAUUUGCAUUUCAAAAUUUUUUUUCUCAUCAUUUUGAUAGUUCCAGGGCUUCAAACCAGCCUAUUUGCGUCAUUUUUCCACGGAAAUCGGCGCUCAAACGCCAACUUUAUCCCUUUCUUAUACUUGCAAAUCGUGCGGAUCUCGUGAGGUUUAUCUAUUUCAAAGAAAAAAUGCUUGAAAAUAGUUUCUAGGGACCGAAACGAUUUUCAAAGUCUUCGUAUGAAAAAGGCGUUGUGAUAGUCACUUGCAGCGGGUGUAAUAAUCAUCACAUUAUCGCGGAUAAUUUGGGAUGGUUCCAGGAUUUUCAGGUUUUUCCUUCAGAAUGAAAAAAAUUUCUUUUGUCGAAAAUUCAGGGUAAAAACAUUGAAGAAAUAUUGCGUGCCAAGGGAGAAACUGUCCGUCGAGGGAUCCAAGUGGAAAACGAUUCUUCUUUAACCUUCGAGAAAUCUUGA